Zingiber officinale is the source of this 783-nucleotide messenger RNA. RefSeq names its product mediator of RNA polymerase II transcription subunit 9-like. Gene Ontology annotation, cellular component: mediator complex. Lineage: Eukaryota; Viridiplantae; Streptophyta; Magnoliopsida; Zingiberales; Zingiberaceae. The record is from RefSeq and is a predicted model, not a curated record. The transcript is spliced from 5 exons. The coding region runs from base 80 to 517 and encodes 145 amino acids.
AGGUUAGCAAAUCGAUCCGGAAGGAGACGAGAGGAGCCGCGGCGCAGCGAAGGGAGGCGUGUGGGUGGUGAUCGCGCAAAUGGAUCAUCAGUUCGGCGGUGGGAGCUGGAUGAUGAUCCCGACUCAGAAUCCGCUAAGUCAUGACUUCCAUUCACUCCAGCCCCAAUUUUCGUCGCAGCAACAACCGCCGCCGCCACCGCUCCAGCAGCAGCAGCACCCGUCGUUGGCCUCUCACUUCCAUCUUCUACCUUUAGUAGAACGGUUAUCAGAAGCAAUUGAUAUUGGAAACCGUGAUCAACACUACGAGUCAUUGGUUACUGAACUGAAUACACAAUUUAAAAAGUGUCAGCAACUCUUAGACUCUAUUUCAGAAAACAUCAGUUCAAAAUCUAUGACUGUUGAAGGACAAAACCAAAAGUUGGAAGAAACUAAUCGACAACUUGGUCAAAGGAGGGAUCUGAUUAUGAAGUAUAGAAGUCAUGUGGAAGAUCUGGUUAAGCCCGAGAAUAGUAGAUGACGGCACUUCCAUCUUUUGAUGGCUGACCUAGACAUGCCAAUUUGUGUAAGCUAACAUAUUUUGAAAAAGCUGCCUAAUGCCAUUCUUGGCAAUGUGGUUACUAAGAUUUUGUAGACCAUUACAAUCUCUUCAUCAUUUGAGACCAAAAGGCUUACAUUACAGAACAGAGAUGUGUUAUGAUAUUCUUAGUGUUUGCUUACAGAGAUGUGCUAUGAUAUUCAGUGAUUAAUUCUAAGACUGAAGUCUCUGAUCAGUAAUUUGCACAA